Chaetomium strumarium is the source of this 1284-nucleotide messenger RNA. Its product is annotated as protein-L-isoaspartate O-methyltransferase. The transcript has a single exon. Lineage: Eukaryota; Fungi; Ascomycota; Sordariomycetes; Sordariales; Chaetomiaceae. The record is from RefSeq and is a predicted model, not a curated record. The coding region runs from base 442 to 1149 and encodes 235 amino acids. Gene Ontology annotation, cellular component: cytoplasm. Gene Ontology annotation, biological process: protein modification process. Gene Ontology annotation, molecular function: protein-L-isoaspartate (D-aspartate) O-methyltransferase activity.
AUCACAGCCGACGUCAACCCACCUUUAUGAAAGAGUUGCCGGGGCAGUGACAUUCUUCAUCGCCAACUCCAUCUAUCGCAGCGCGCGUGAGGCGUAUGUAGAAGUCAUACAAGCGGUACACUACACAUUUCCCUUUGGCAGCAAAGGCAACAUAUAUUUCUCAUGCAGCGAGGCAAUUAGUCUAGUACAGCCCAUCAAAAUCCAACCCUGGCGAACCGAAAGCUCCUGGUCCCGCUAUUCCUAGGGUGCAGCACCACCCUCACCCUGAUCCGGCCGUGCCUAAUAAGCAUCAUCACCACGACUAGUAUCCCCCGCACUACCGGCAAUCCGAUAGCGGCAACAACGACGACGACAACCACAACGACAUCAUCAUUCUAUCACUCUACCCCCACCACCACUCCUACUAUCACCCCACUCACACUAUCCCCAUCCAACAUCAGCAUGGCCUGGCGCAGCUCGGGCGCAACGAACCGGGACCUGGUCGAGAACAUGUGGCUGCACAAGCUGAUCACGCACCCGCAAGUGAAAGACGCCUUCCUGCGCGUCGACCGCGCCCACUACGCGCCCUCGUUCCCCUACGACGACUCCCCGCAGCCCAUCGGCCACGCGGCCACCAUCUCGGCGCCGCACAUGCACGCCUGCGCCGUCGAGCACCUCCUGCCCUACAUCGUCCCCACGGAGCAGAACCGGGCGCCGAGGGUGCUGGAUAUCGGCUCUGGCUCCGGGUAUCUGACACAUGUCCUGGCGGAGCUGGUUGGGGAUGGGGGCACGGUGGUGGGCGUGGAGCAUAUCAAGGAGUUGAAGGAGUUGGGGGAGAGGAAUAUGGCCAAGUCGCAGGGGGGAAGACAGAUGUUGGAGAGUGGGAGGGUGAAAUUUAGGGUUGGGGAUGGGAGGAAAGGGUGGAAGGAAACGGGGGAGGAGGAGAAGAAGUGGGAUGCUAUUCAUGUCGGCGCCAGCGCGGCGGAGGUGCAUGGGGCGUUGUUGGAGCAAUUGAAGGCGCCGGGACGGAUGUUUAUCCCCGUGGAUGAUGAUGGGGAGGGGUGGAGUCAGCAUGUGUGGUGCGUUGAUAAGGAUGAGAACGGGGAGGUGAGUAGGAAGAAGUUAUUUGGGGUUCGGUAUGUGCCGUUGACGGAUGCGCCGAAGAAGUGAAAGGUGGGUUUGGGGGGGUGGUAUGGCCGCGAGGGGGUUGAAAUUCCCUUCUACUCUUUUCCCUCAAAAUCCUCGAAAGAAAGACAACCCAGACCGCAGAGCCUUGAUUAGGAGGGGAAGAAUGCACUUGGCCUG